AUGUAUCUUAAUCUUUGUUUAGCCGCUAUCCUGAUUGUCAUAGCAUUUGCCGAAAGUGAUUCCAAUAUUUGCAGUAAUGUUAUCGAUUCUUACAUUGGAGACCCACAAAGCUGCGACACCUACAUCAGAUGCCAAGCUCAUCAUCCAAUUCAUGCAUCAUGUCCAGAUGGAUUAAAUUUCAACCCUAAGGUGAAAUAUCCGAAUUUUCCAUGUAGUUAUCCAGAAGACGUACCGUGCAAUGGCCGAGCUUAUUCAAAUCCGCCUAAGCCAACAGCGGAAUGUCCCAGACAGAAUGGUUACUUUUCCUCGCCCGCUGCAUCUAAACAGGACUGUGGACGUUAUAGAGUAUGUAAAGCUGGGAAAGCGAUCUUCAUGUCUUGUCCAACAGGACUCGCAUUCAAUCCAGUCACAGCCAAAUGCGAUUGGCCUGACCAAGUACCAUCCUGCAGCGCUAAUGAUUUCUUUGGUUUCUCCUGUCCACCCGGUACUGUAGAUAUUAGUGGCAACCCCAUUAUCACCAACCAUAAACAUCAAGAUGACUGCUACAAUUUCUUCUCCUGUGAGAACGGCCAAGCUCGUCUCCUGUCUUGCGAUAUCGGUUAUGCCUUCGACGAGCGCUCCGGACGUUGUGAAACGGCAGACACAGUUCCUUGCGCAAAUAAUAAUUAA
Danaus plexippus (monarch butterfly) is the source of this 669-nucleotide messenger RNA. RefSeq names its product protein obstructor-E-like. Gene Ontology annotation, molecular function: chitin binding. The coding region runs from base 1 to 669 and encodes 222 amino acids. Gene Ontology annotation, cellular component: extracellular region. NCBI's taxonomy places the organism in Eukaryota, Metazoa, Arthropoda, Insecta, Lepidoptera, Nymphalidae. The record is from RefSeq and is a predicted model, not a curated record. The transcript is spliced from 6 exons.